Messenger RNA from Strongylus vulgaris, 564 nucleotides. The record is from the annotation of a GenBank genome assembly. NCBI's taxonomy places the organism in Eukaryota, Metazoa, Nematoda, Chromadorea, Rhabditida, Strongylidae.
AUGUUAUUAUUUGGCUGCACACAGCUCAUCUGUGCUCUGCCAGAUGCGACGUACACUUCUUUAGAUGAAGUUCACGGUAGUGGCUCCAGUGGGCUGAGGAAGGUGUUGAAUCGCAGAAAGCGGGCGUUGGAUAGUUUAGAAGGACGCGGCUUUGGUUUCGACAAGAAGAAAAGAGCUUUGGACGAACUAGAAGGAGUAGGGUUCGGAUUCGACAAGAGGUCCCUGAACUCACUGGAAGGGACCGGCUUCGGUUUCGACAAGAGGGCGCUUAACUCAUUGGAAGGUGUAGGCUUCGGCUUCGAUAAGCGAUUCGUGAAUUCAUUUGACGGAGCUGGCAUCCGUCUUGAUAAGAAGUCCUUGAACUCAAUUGAGGGCGAUGGAUUCGGAUUUGAUAAGCGAUCUUUGAACUCGAUCGAGGGUGACGGAUUCGGCUUUGAUAAACGUGCAUUAAAUUCUAUCGAAGGAGAUGGAUUCGGUUUUGACAAGAGGGCUCUGAACUCCUUGGAGGGUGACGGGUUUGGCUUUGAAAAACGAUAUUAUCCCCGCAUUGUGAACGGUGAGUAA